Halteromyces radiatus is the source of this 708-nucleotide messenger RNA. RefSeq names its product DnaJ-domain-containing protein. The annotation marks the transcript as partial. The record is from RefSeq and is a predicted model, not a curated record. Lineage: Eukaryota; Fungi; Mucoromycota; Mucoromycetes; Mucorales; Cunninghamellaceae. The transcript has 6 exons.
GAACUUUUUUUUUUCCAAGUAUGUCUUUUCCUGAUUAUUAUAACAUUCUGGAAAUACCAGAAACAGCUACUCAAGAAGAAAUACGUCAAGCUUAUAAAAAACAAGCGUUACUACACCACCCUGACCGACUUCCACCUAGUGCUUCCAAAAAAGAACGAGAAGAAGCUACUAAACGUUUUCAACAAAUCGCUGAUGCUUUGUAUGUAUUGGGUAACGAACAACGAAGAAAGGAUUAUGAUACUUCAAGAAACCGACAAGGCUUUUCAAACACUAGCGAUCCUCAUACUACAGCAUCUCAGGCUCAUCAUGUCUUUGGUAAUGUCUUUGAGGAUUUGCUCAAACCUGAAGUGGAUCGACCUGGACACACUUGGCGUAUCUUGGGUGCUGGUGCUGGUGCUGUACUUGGAUUCAUUGUCGGGAACGUAGGUGGUGCAGCUGUGGGUGCUUUGGCUGGCAAAACAUUGGGACAAAUCAGAGAUCACAAAGGUGUUUCGGUUUAUACUGCUUUUCAACGAUUGGAAUUGGAUCAACGAAGGGAUAUCCUCACGACACUUCUUACUCGAUUCUUGAUGAGUGGCUCUGCUGGUGUGAUGAAAUGAAAUAUUAGUUUUUCCUUAAUUGCCCCACCUUUUUUUUUUAUCGUCUCUACCUUGAUUUACAUUUAUUAUUAUUAUUAUUUACCCGUCAUCCUUCAUAUAAAUACUUCCC